CGUUGGCUAGGCUAACGCCGGCUAUAUCAUCUAAGCGGUGUUUCGCCGCUUCGCACGUUGCUAGCUAGUUGCAAUGUUGUAGCUAUUAGCACGCUAGCCAUUCCUUCGCUGGGAGGGAGACCCGCCGUUGAGUUUAACCAACCUACGUAGUUGAUAAUCAUUAAUUUCAGAAUCCGACCGUCUCUGUUACUGAAACAAUUCACCUAAACACCUGCUAGCUCGCUGUCUUUCUCUCUGUUAGCCUGCUAGCGCUGUUAGCCUGCUAGCGCUCAGCGUCCGUUCACCGUUUUCCUCCCCUCAGUGAGAUCCGUCUCGUGUCCGACCGGAGGACCAUGGCGAUGAGACAGACUCCGCUCACCUGUUCGGGUCACACCCGGCCCGUGGUGGACCUGGCCUUCAGUGGAAUCACUCCCCACGGAUACUUCCUCAUCAGCGCCUGUAAAGAUGGCAAGCCUAUGUUGCGCCAGGGAGACACAGGGGACUGGAUAGGAACGUUUCUGGGUCACAAAGGUGCUGUCUGGGGAGCCACUCUGAACACAGACGCCACCAAAGCAGCCACGGCCGCAGCUGACUUCACAGCAAAGGUGUGGGACGCAGUGAGCGGAGACGAGAUCCUCACACUGGCACACAAACACAUCGUCAAGACGGUCACCUUUACUCAGGACAGCAGCUGUCUGCUCACGGGAGGAAACGACAAGCUGCUGCGCAUCUACGACCUCGCCAACCACGAAGCAGCACCUCAGGAGAUCGCCGGUCACACCUCAGCCAUUAAAAAAGCCUUAUGGUGCAACAACGACAAGCAGAUCCUCUCGGCUGCAGACGACAAAACCAUACGGCUGUGGGACAGAAGCUCCAUGACGGAGGUGAAGACGCUGUCGUUCGACACGUCUGUCAGCAGCAUGGAGUACGUGCCGGAAGGAGAGAUUCUUGUCAUCACGUACGGAAAGACCAUCGCGUUCUACAACGCUCAGAGCCUGGACUUGAUCAAAAAGGUGGAUGCUCCAGCUCCCAUUAACUCCGCCUCCCUCCACCCGGAGAAGGACUUCUUCGUUGCGGGCGGAGAAGACUUCAAGCUCUACAAAUUUGACUACGGCACCAAAGAGGAGCUGGAGUCGUAUAAAGGUCACUUUGGUCCUGUUCACUGUGUUCGCUUCAGUCCGGAUGGAGAGCUGUACGCCAGCGGCUCUGAGGACGGCACGCUGCGACUCUGGCAGACGGCUGUAGGGAAAACAUACGGCCUGUGGAAGUGUGUCCUUCCUGAGGACCUGGUGGCAGAGAACUCUGAGCAGCUGUACACGUCGCCCCCUGAGAUCAAGGCCUGAGGAGAAAUCAGCGCUGUUAGCAAACGGGACGAGGAAAGGAAAGAAGGGGACAAGCGGAGCGGAGGGGUGUUCCAGGGUAAAAUCAGGCCCCAGCAAGGAGCAGAGUCCAGAGCAUCCAUCAGGACCUGAUGUGGAUAUUAUGACUGCCCUGUCUGUCAUAGACACACACACACACACACACACACACACACACACACACACACACACACACACACACACACACACACACACACACACACACACACACACACACACACACACACACACACACACACACACACACACAUUUACUGCAGCCGUGAGCACAGGAUGGGCUGCAGAGUGAAGCAGUAGAGCUGUGAGCAUCUCCUCAUCGCUGCCUGCUUUCUCUCUGAUCAGUCCAGUUCUGUGCGUCUGCUUCAACUGACUUUCUCUCCCCCCUAAAGACCCCAAGUUACCCCCCCUCCUCCCCCCCUUACACACCCCACAUGAUGCUUAGAUCGGUUUUGGUUUGAAAGUUAACGUAUUGAAUGAGCUGGACCAACGCUUGUGUUUUCAGUUCAUAGAAUACUGGAGGUCGCUGCACAGUUUGUGCUGACGUUUUGGCUCUUUUAUUUGUUCUGAACAGUCGCUUUGAGUGUUCGCUGCUGUCGUUCUGGUUCAGUCUGAGAAGUUAAUGUUGAAAUAAAAAGAAAAAUAUGUUUUGUGACUAUUUGGAAAGGGGAAAAAGGGUCACUUUAUUUCACUUGGUUUCUGUCUACAUUUAUGUCCAGUAAAGAAAUAAACAAAAUGCAUUGCUGUUUAAUUUGUAAGUGAUGCACAAAGAGCAA
Messenger RNA from Labrus mixtus (cuckoo wrasse), 2131 nucleotides. It is a transcript of the gene strap, whose product is annotated as serine/threonine kinase receptor associated protein. Gene Ontology annotation, biological process: spliceosomal snRNP assembly. The record is from RefSeq and is a predicted model, not a curated record. The coding region runs from base 333 to 1322 and encodes 329 amino acids. The transcript has 9 exons. NCBI's taxonomy places the organism in Eukaryota, Metazoa, Chordata, Actinopteri, Labriformes, Labridae. Gene Ontology annotation, cellular component: SMN complex. Gene Ontology annotation, molecular function: protein binding; RNA binding.